Messenger RNA from Colletotrichum acutatum, 564 nucleotides. RefSeq lists its product as uncharacterized. The record is from RefSeq and is a predicted model, not a curated record. The coding region runs from base 1 to 564 and encodes 187 amino acids. NCBI's taxonomy places the organism in Eukaryota, Fungi, Ascomycota, Sordariomycetes, Glomerellales, Glomerellaceae. The transcript has 3 exons.
AUGGUGUAUAAUCGAGAUGACCACAUCCGUCCCUUGACAGACUACUACCACUUCUGUAACCGUACCUUCUGGCGUGCUACUAUUGUGCAGGCUCCCGCUAAUGGAUGGCGUUUGAUCAACCAGGAGACUUUGGCAAAUUUCAAAAGAAACGGCACCGCCAUCGACCUCCUCCGCCAUAUUGCCUACGUCGAGUAUGCCGAGAACAAUCUUUUCUACGCCCCUAUCGUCAUGGAAAAUACCCCUGUUAUCGACUACCGCCGCGAGGACAUCCAGAAGAAGAUCCGCAACGGCGAAAUUCAAGGCACCGCUGCGGGUAGGAGCAGCUACCAAGUCAUCCUAGAUACCGACGACGGCUACAUCAAUUGGGGAGGCCCGGAAGGGCAGCACGAUGAACCUGCGCCCGAGCUGAACAACAGUCUGGCACGGUUCGCGGGUGAUGGGCCAAGGAAUGGCGUGACGGAAUAUGAGUCCGAGCCACACUCUGGUUCUGAUCCCGAGGAUUAUUUCAGCCAUAACAAGCUGGCUAGAAGGAUGAAGAAGGCGGGCUGGCCUGGUGACGGAUAG